Molecule: messenger RNA, 1053 nt
Organism: Cynara cardunculus var. scolymus (artichoke)
Lineage: Eukaryota; Viridiplantae; Streptophyta; Magnoliopsida; Asterales; Asteraceae
Product: UPF0565 protein C2orf69 homolog
Exons: 4
Coding region: 103-1050 (315 amino acids)
Cellular component (GO): mitochondrion
Source: RefSeq, a predicted model, not a curated record
UUGAGAAUCCUCUUUCUAGCAAUUGAUCUUUGUUAUUCGGGUCCACAUCGAUUCUACCCGACCCGACUGAGUUCGUCCUCUGCUUAAACUGGUCAAUCUGUCAUGGACCGUUGGAGUGGAAUAUUGAAGGUUCCUAUGUUUCCAGGUAGCAGAGGUCACUAUAAAGUUGCAGCAUCUCUAUGUAUCUCAACUUCUUCUAGAAACCCAACUGUGCCUUCUAUGAAUGCUAUUUUCUUUAAUGGCGACAGAGUCAGAGGGACCGGGAAUCCAGUGAUUGAUAGACUGUCUGAUCUUGAAAGAAUAGCUGAAAUUAUUGUUUCGAAACUUGGUGAAAAUGUUAAUGCCUGGGUUAUUGAGGCUUCUAAGUUUAAUGGACCCUUUGCUGUUUACAAGGAUUUCAUCCCAUCAGUAAACCAGUGGGGAGAACCGAAAUCAUACAACGCAACUGGAUAUCCAGCUUCUACAUCCAUUGUUUCACUGUUAUCAAGUUGUCUCACAGAGGCUAAAAAUAUCAUUUCAAAUAGGCUUGAGGAACCAUCUGCCAUUGAAGCUCCAGGGUCAUGUUUUUCUCAACCGAAAACAUUGCUGUUUGGAUUCAGCAAGGGUGGCACUGUACUUAACCAGCUAGUUACCGAGCUUGCCUUUUCCGAACUCAAUUCAAUCACAGUUCCGUCCCAAGACAAAAAAGAGAUUAUUCCAACUUCAAAAGAAAGUCUUCUAAACAGUAUAACUGAAAUCCAUUAUGUGGAUGUUGGAUUGAACUCUAAUGGAGCAUAUAUUACUGAUCAAGACACCAUCGGUAGAAUCUCUAAACGUCUUUCAGAAGGAGCCACGGGAAUACGCUUUGUUCUUCAUGGAACACCAAGACAAUGGCGUGAUAGCAUGCGGGUUUGGGUUGGGAAGGAAAAAGACACGAUGGUUCAUCUUCUUGAUGCUGAAUCUCAACUUUGCGGUGAAAAAUUGAGCGUAUGUGAAAGGUUUUAUUUUGCUAACAAGCCAGCCAAUAUGCAGAUGCAUUUCGAAGUAAUUGAAAGCAUGGAUAUUAGUUGAGUU